AUGGCUGCCGUGCUUUUCACUCCUCUAUCGACCAUUCAAAAGGCAGUCGAGCAGCUCACCAGGCAACACACGGGUCUCUGCGAGGUCACCAAUCUCAACGCUCCAUCACAAACUGUAGUCAGCGGGGAACGUGCUCAGCUGCUGCGUUUACAGCCGGUUUUAAAGCAAUUAGAGGGAGGAAAGAGAGCACGUGUCGUUUUGAUGAAUGUGAAAUACCCAUUUCACAGCAGUCUUUUAAAGAGCGCUUCCGAUGAAUUGGAAAGCUAUGUGCGAACAUUCGAUGUGAAGGAUCCGCUUUUCCCUGUUCUUUCGAAUUUGGACGGGUCGCUAAUGGAUUCGAAGGAUGCCAUUUUGGAAAGGGUGGGAAAGCAGCUCUCAUCGCCGGUGCUCUGGAAUGAAUGUGUAACGCAGGCCUUAAAUUUCGGAAUCAACGAAUUCGUUGAAAUCGGACCGAAGCCAGUUCUGAGUGCAUUGCUCAAAAGUUCUUCCAAGUCCAUUUCCGUCAAGUUUUUAUUGUUCUUCUCACUGUAA
Blastocystis hominis is the source of this 531-nucleotide messenger RNA. RefSeq lists its product as hypothetical. Gene Ontology annotation, molecular function: [acyl-carrier-protein] S-malonyltransferase activity. The transcript has 2 exons. The coding region runs from base 1 to 531 and encodes 176 amino acids. NCBI's taxonomy places the organism in Eukaryota, Bigyra, Opalinata, Blastocystidae. The record is from RefSeq and is a predicted model, not a curated record. Gene Ontology annotation, biological process: fatty acid biosynthetic process.